CUUACACAGCAGGAAUUGAAAAGCUCUUUCUCCAUGCAAGCAAAAAUGCCUCCUUGUGACUUUUCACCUGAAGAAUAUGAGUCCUAUUCCUAUGAGCGUAUGCUGAAGAUCCGCAAACAGAAUCUGUCUCCAUCACUGAAAAUGUACUACAAGAAACCACUGCUGCUACAUCAGGGACAUAUGCAGUGGCUGUUUGAUUAUGAGGGACGAAGGUACCUUGAUCUCUUUGCUGGAAUUGUUACUGUCAGUGUUGGUCACUGUCACCCGACGGUAACUGCAGCUGCCCAAAAACAGCUUGGUCGUCUGUGGCAUACAACCAACGUCUACAUGCAUCCAUCAAUCCAGGAAUAUGUGGAAAAACUAACAGCACUUCUCCCUGAUCCACUUAAGGUACCUAAAUCCCAGCAGGAUGGAUGCCUGUUAAUUAAAAUAAUUUUAUUUCAAUAG
This is a messenger RNA of Terrapene triunguis (Three-toed box turtle), 447 nucleotides long. RefSeq names its product alanine--glyoxylate aminotransferase 2, mitochondrial-like. Lineage: Eukaryota; Metazoa; Chordata; Testudines; Emydidae. Bases 34 to 447 code for a protein of 137 amino acids. Gene Ontology annotation, biological process: glyoxylate catabolic process. Gene Ontology annotation, cellular component: mitochondrion. Gene Ontology annotation, molecular function: L-alanine:glyoxylate transaminase activity; pyridoxal phosphate binding. The transcript is spliced from 3 exons. The record is from RefSeq and is a predicted model, not a curated record.